Molecule: messenger RNA, 6438 nt
Organism: Gambusia affinis (western mosquitofish)
Lineage: Eukaryota; Metazoa; Chordata; Actinopteri; Cyprinodontiformes; Poeciliidae
Gene: grb10b
Product: growth factor receptor-bound protein 10b
Exons: 17
Coding region: 313-2187 (624 amino acids)
Biological process (GO): insulin receptor signaling pathway; negative regulation of Wnt signaling pathway; negative regulation of insulin receptor signaling pathway
Molecular function (GO): insulin receptor binding
Source: RefSeq, a predicted model, not a curated record
UCCUCCCUCAGCUGCAGGAGAUGAGCUGCCCCGCAGUCUUUGCUGCCGCUGUUUUCUCUCCUUCCUCCUCCUACCUCCUUCUCCUCCUCCUCCUCCUCUCCUCCUCCCGCUGCUUCUGUCUAUCUGUCCAGUCUGGGUAUGUUGACCAACGUGGCCUGAUCGAGCUCCGUAGAUUGUCCCCUUCAUCUUCACCCUGCCUGGACGUUUUUGUCCCACGAGGAUCGGAGCCAUCCUGAUCUGAUCUGGCUUGAAGGUUGUGCUUUGUACGCCCUGUUCUCCAGCCUCAAAAAUCGUUGAGAGGUCUCUGAAACCAUGGCUGUGGCCGGAUGUCCGGAUUACUUCCUGCAUCAUCCAAAUUAUCAGCAGGACAACAUAGACCGCUCAUCCAAUCACCGACAGGCUGACCUCAUUCGUCCAAGCUUUCAGCCAUCAACCAAUCAGAGUUCUCCAAACCAUCAAGAUGAUGACGUCGACUUGGAGGCCUUGGUGAAUGAUAUGAACUCCUCGCUGGAGAGCCUGUACUCCAACUGCAGCGGCCAGCAGACAGAGAUAACCCCGCUACUGCAUAAUGGACAGAACACUUGUUCACAACAUCACCCCCACCAUCAUCAUCAUCAUCAUCAUCAUCAUCAUCAUCAUCACACACAACACAGCCAGCCACGGCAUCACCACGCCUCCCCAGAGCCUCCAUCGUCCUCCUCUGCGAAUGUGAACACUCCUCAGACUAAGCUCAGGCGCUCGCAACCCAUGCACAUCCUUGCUGUCAGGAAGUUGCAGGAGGAGGAGCAGCAGUUCAGGACGUCGUCUCUUCCAGCCAUUCCCAACCCUUUCCCUGAGCUUUGCAGUCUUGCAAGUUCCCCUGUCCUCAGUCCCGGGUCACUACCUCCUGGAGAAUCUUCUUCAGAAAAACAUAUUGUGAAGAUCUUUAGCGAGGACGGCAUGUGCAAAGUUGUGGAGAUUCCAGCCGACAUGACGGUCAGGCAUCUGUGCCAGCUCCUGGUGUAUAAAAGCCACUGUGUGGAUGACAACAGUUGGGCACUUGUUGAACACCACCCACUGCUAGGACUAGAGCGCUGUCUAGAAGACCACGAGCGGGUGGUUCAGGUCCAGGCCUCCAUGAGUAGCGACAGUAGAUUCCUCUUCAGGAAGAACUAUGCCAAAUAUGAAUUCUUCAGAAACCCUCUGACAUUUUUCCCGGACCACAUGGUCGCAUGGUGCCAGGAAAACGAUCAUAAAAUUCCGCCAUCUCAACUCCUGCAGAACUUCCUUUCGCCCAGCACCUGCCCAGAAAUCCAGGGAUAUUUGUACAUGAAAGACAUGGGCAGGAAGUCUUGGAAAAAGGUUUACAUGUUCCUGCGCCGCUCAGGACUCUACUGCUCUGCAAAAGGAACCUCAAAGGAGCCCAGAUAUUUACAGUUGCUAGCAGACCUGGAGGACAACAAUAUCUUCACUGUCAUCACAGGCAAAAAGCAACAUGGUGCGCCCACAGACUACACCUUCUGUUUCAAACUUAAUAAAGCCAUAGGAGAAACAAAGGAGCUGAGGAUGCUGUGUGCAGAGGACGAACAAAGCAGGACCUGUUGGAUGACUGCUUUCAGAAUCUUUAAGUAUGGGAUCAUAUUGUACCAGAACUAUAAGCAAAGGAAAGCAUUGCUUUCACACUUUUCAGCUCCAGUGAGGAGUGUAUCGGAAAACUCCCUCGUGGCAAUGGAUUUCUCAGGGAGGAUAGGUCGGGUGAUUGAUAACCCGAUCGAGGCUCAGAGUGCUGCCUUGGAGGAGGGACAUAUGUGGAGGAAGAGAAAUCGAGUGAAUGCUUUAGGUUCCCACAGUCCCUUACACCAAGCUUCACUUAACUCGGUCAUCCACAUAGCUCAGCUGUGGUUCUACGGCAGGAUAACCAGAGAGGAAUCCCAUCGCAUUAUCCACCAGCAGGGACAAGUAGAUGGGUUGUUUCUGCUGAGAGUCAGUCAGAGUAACCCAAAGGCCUUUGUCCUCACUUUGUGCCAUCAUCAGAAAAUCAAACAUUUUCAGAUCCUACCGUGUGAAGAGGACGGCCAGGUCUUCUUCAGCCUCGAUGACGGCGAAACCAAAUUCACAGACCUGAUUCAGCUGGUGGAGUUCUACCAGCUCAACAGGGGCGUCCUGCCUUGUAAACUCAAACAUCCGUGCACCGUCGUGGCCUUAUGACAUCUUCGGACCAUGUGACCAUCUGAAACUUGACUUGACUCUGCCUGAAAACUAACAGACAAAGCGGAGGGGAACACUGUUCUCUCUGUCGUUUGUUCUUACCUUUCCAAGAAGCUGGUGAAUUGACUGAUGUGUCGCUGUUGUCGUUUUCUAUUGUGAGUCUGCUGGACGUUGCUGACUGGCUGGAUUUUUUUUUUUUUUUUGUCCCUCCUGAUUUUCUUGGACGUUUUGUGGAAGCCGAUGCACGACUUGCUCAUGGGGUUCCACUUUUAAGAAGAAAAAAAAAAAAAAAAGCAAAGAUAAAAGAAAUGAACGCUGCCAUUUUGUGUCGUCACUGUUGCAAAAUUGCUUCAUGAGAUGCCGGCAAUAUUCAUCAAUAAGCUUGGGGGAGAGGGUGCCUCAAGGGUUAUCUCUCAAGAAUCGACUUGAUUUCUCUUAAACUGGACAAUCAGCAGGACAGUUGAAGCUAUUGUGUGGACCAUUUGGUUUCCUUCUAACUUACUGCAGUGUCAUGUAAGCUGUUGAUGGCACAUUUUCAAAAUGGAUAUCAUGGAUGGAGACUAUGUUCCGUUGGUUUUAAAAGUCGCUGCGGUGCACAUGGCCUUUAAAGGUGCAUGGCAUCUCUUUAGGUGCAUUACUCAACUAGACAUGGUGCCACCACACCAUGUCGUUUUUGGCGUGAAUGGGCAUGCCCAAAUUUUACCGUGAAUUACAUCUGAAGGCACCUGAAUCCUUUUCAGUCUUUGAAAUGAUACGUUUGUCAAAUCUGUACUGUCCUCCCUUUUAGACAUUUCCUCUGCACAGCUCCUCAAAUAAUUCCGUUUUUGUAUUUUUUUGCCCCCCCACCAUCUGAAUGUUUGUAGCUCUAUAUAGGUCACAUUAGCCAUGGCAGAUCACUUGGUGCACAGCAUUCUGGGUUGUCACACCAUCUCCAAAAUUUCUGUUUCGAAAUAUCCACAAAACAGUCACAUUUUUUCAUAAUUUUACCAUUCAGUCAUUAGCAGCUAAGUCAGAGCAAAUAUACUAGACAGACAGCUGAUUGUAUUGUUCAGUUUUUUUUAAAUUCAGGUAUGGUAAAAGGAGCUUGGGAAGGGGACUAUAUUAUUGCAUUCAUAUGAAUAUAAACUGGCCCAUUUUAAAGACUUGAUUCAACUUGCUAUCAUUCAGCUUUGGAUAAUUUCUGCCUUUCAUGCAAAAGUUUUCCACAAACAUCUGGAUGGCCCAUUUCACAUUGGACUAAGAGUCCAAUGCAAUUCUAAAAAUUUGCCCUUGCACGUUCUUGGAAAGGUCUGCAGUGAGCAUCCAUGAGACACGUAAUAGAGUGCGAAAUUUAGCUCAUUUGUUUUGAAAAGAACUUAAGUGUUCAGAUUGUGGUGGUUCAUAAAGUAAGCGGUUCAUAAACUAUAGGGUACCACCUCGAAGGGACAAAGUUGUCUCCUCCUCCACGGCUGUUCUGACGCUCAUGGUAGAGAUGGAAAAAUCUCUCCCAGACACAGAAAGAAACUCUAGGUUAUGUGGAAACAUCCUCAUAAUGUAGAUGUUGUAAUUUGUUGAGUACUGUGAAAAGAGAAGCAUCCUCAUCCUCACGGUUUGAAUGACAGUUCAUCGAGAUCCUGGAGACUGUAAUCCACUCUUAAUCCAGUGUGAUGUGGGCCUUGUGAAAUGACAGGAAACACAAAACAGAAUGCUGUCGAUUGCGUGAAAAACAUUCGACCCAGAUUGUGCUGCAACUUUAACAUUUGUUCCAUAAACUCUCACCUGAAAAGGGCAUGCCUGGAAAUACAGCAUAGUGUUCUCUGUAAUUCAAUAAGUGUGGCCUUUUUCCCCCUUGGCUUACUUGUACACAGACAAUAUUAAAUGCCACCUCUGUUGUCUUCUUAUAAUUUUAAAUGGCAAAACUCUAUACAAGCUGCUGGUAUCAUGUAAAUUGUAUUUGUAAAAAACAGAAGCACAUUUGAAAUGCAUUUAAAACAAAGGAUUUAGACACUUUCUGCAUUAUUCUCGUUACACAUUAUGUAGCUUGCUACUGAAUGUUAACCCAAAAGGAUUGAUUGAGAUAAAUUUAGUGGCUAUGUUAGUUCUUUAAGCAAUGUCUGUUUAUUUGUCUUUCACUCUCACCAGAACAGUUGUUGGAAAAUGUUGGCUUGAAAUGUUUCUUACUUGAUUCCCUUUUGUGAUUGGCUAAGACCCUGUUUCUGUAAUUAACAAGAGCUAAAUAGUUUUAUUGUUAGAGUUGGAUAUUUACUUUAUAUCAACAGAAAACCUAAUGAAAAGCAAAAUCUAUUUAACCCUAAACUCCACUUGUAAGCUUGAAGUCCUUUUUGUGUUUUACUUUCUUUUUGUCACUUUUCACAAGUUGCUGCCAAUGCGUAGAGUAUCCUGCUGUGAAAUGUCUUUCAUAAAUAGCAGUCAUUUUUUAUCAUUUGUACUCCUGAGCUUUUAGAUUUUUCUUUUUGUUGUUUUUAGUUCAGGGCAUCUUUGGUUGCCUUGUUUAGCUAAACAGCCAGCGGAUUUUUAGAUAUAUGUACUUUCGUACAUCAACAGCCAUCUUUUAUUGACCUGCAGGUUGUUAAAGGAUUUAUGUAGAUGACUUGAGACGCAGAAUAGCGGCACUAUGUUGUCUCUCUGUGCAAGGUCAUCAUAAUUUAUCUAAGAUGCAAUGACAUUUUCUUUUUUUUUUAUUUGAUUGUCUGGUUUUUAUUGAUGCAGCAGUGUGUAUUUAUUUAUCUGGAUGUGUCUGAUUACUUGAAAAAUUUAGACUUUUUUUUUUGUUCUGUCUUAGCGCUGUCUCUGCUGUUUUUCGCUUGUCAUUACCAUGAAAUCAUUGUGACUAUUAUAUUUGUAAUGACAUUACCUGAAAUUAUGUUUUCCUUUUUGUUUUAAAUAUUCCCCCAAAAAACAUUGAGAUACACAAAUUUCAAUUUUGUGGCCAAUUUCCUCUCCUACUUUUGUACAAAUGCUUUGAGCUUCACAUACGGAGGUUAGCCUGUUCUAGCUUCUCUUUGAGAACUAUAAAAUAAGAAGAUAAAAGAAGCAUUUAGAUCCCUUAGUUCAAGCCUCCCUGUUGUGAGCAUUCAAUAAUUAUUUAUAUUAGGAGCAGAUUCUAAGUCAUGCUUCUCACUGUAAAACUGUGCUUUGCUAAUAUUUUCUAACAAAGGCAAAAUGAUUAAGGAUUUCACAUUUUAAGCUUGCUUUAAUAACUGAUAUCAGUGAGUAGCAUAAUUAGAUUAACUAAAAUGGCAGUAACAUUUAAAACAAACGCAAAAUAAUUAUGGGGUUCACAUUUUAAGUUGGUUUUAGCAACGUAUGUUAGCGACGUGUGCUUUUUUUUCUUAGCAUAACUAGAAACAGUCUGUAUUUUCUAGAGAAUGUAGAAUUCCAAAGAGACUCCCAGCAUUUCCAAAUCCAGCAUGUUCUUGGAAUGACAGAGGUUAAGAGCUAAAAGAGAUUAACGUUGCUGUACUUUGUUUAGCUCAUCUGUUAUUUGCUGAAAGUCUUGCUCUCUCUCACCCUCUCGCGGCGCAAUUUAACCACAGGCCUGUCUCAUUAUGUCUUUGGAAACUCAGUUCCUUUCUAAAAUGCUUUCACCUUUGUCCUUCCUUUGAAUUUAUCUUAAACACCUUACUGAUUCUAAAAAUUGAUAAGACACAGUCUCCUACCCUCAGUUACUGUCUCCAUCCCAAAGAGCAUUACUUCCAGUGUGCCAGGUACCGCCUAGCUUGGUGCAGACAGUGAGUUGAAAAAGAAGCUUUGAUCAAGAUGUCAAUCUGCAGAUUAUGAUUUCUCAUUUCAUAUACAUUCAAAUGAUAAGUAUCACAAAGUUAUGGUUAAAGCACACUGACAAUAUUAAUGUCAAUUUUAACCUUGAGAAUGAACAGCACGAUGAAUGUUGUAAAAAUAAAAUCACAAUUAGGAAAGAAGAAAAUAGGGUUUUUUACUGAAAAUACCAAUGAAUAUGCAUAUUCAAUAACCUCUUUUCUGAAGCUGUUCUCACUCUCCAAGUCUGUUAAAUGUGUAACUUAAGAAAACCACUAGGUGUCACAAUAGAGCAACAGUUUACAUCUGAAACAUAGAGAGUCAAGACAAAUACCUAAUUCAAAAUCAGUGUCAAAAGGUUCAGUCUGCGUAGAUAAUGAGUAUAAACUGGCCUUAAUAGACACAGAAAUAGGAAGUAUCUCUCUAUUGGACUCUUUACCUCAAGGUUCCUUAGCCAGUGGAGAAUCAAAAACAGCACAAGCAGCCUUAACAAAC